GACUUUGACAAGGUACCUGUCAUCGACUUGACGGACCUGCGCAGUCCGUGUCUUGACGCACGUCGAGCGUUAGCCAGAGAGGUCCACGAUGCAUGUUUGCAAGUCGGAUUCUUCUACAUCACGAACCAUGGCAUUCCUCAAGCAACUGUCGCUGCAAUCCACGAUAUAGCCCGCCAAUUCUUCGCCCUACCAGAAGAUCGCAAGAUGCAGUAUUCGAUCGCCAAAUCCCAGAAAUUCCGCGGCUUCAUGCCUCUCUACGCUGAGCAAAUGAUCGGACAUGAGCUCGACGAGUCCGGCUCUCAAACGACUAGCACACCUGGCGCAUAUUCCGAGUCAUUUGAUGUGGGGUAUGAGAUUGCGGCGGAUCCUCGUAGAGAGCCGCACGAUCCACUACCACCAGACCACUUUGACCUCUACGGCGACAAUCAAUGGCCCACUGAGGACGAUUUGCCCGGCUUCCGACAGACCUACCUGGAGUACUUUGCGGAAGCAUUGACUCUUUGUCGGUCUCUGAUGCGGAUCUUUGCUUUGGCACUUGACCUGCCAGAAGAAUUCUUCGACCCAAUAAUGGAACAUCCAGGUGCGACAUCAAGGAUGCUACAUUACCCACCGCAAUCGGUCAAUGAUACGUUUAAGAUUGGUCUAGGAGCUCAUACGGAUUAUGAGUGUAUAACUAUCCCUUCUCAGGACCUGGUGCCGGCUUUGCAAGUGCGCAACUCGAGCGACGAGUGGAUCACUGUUGAACCACUUCCCAACACGCUGGUAGUUAACAUCGCAGAUUGUCUGUCAAUGUGGACCAACGCCAAGUUCAAAUCUACUGUACAUCGUGUCAUCAAUAUCACGGGGGAGGAACGGUAUACGAUCCCUUUCUUUUUUGGGGUGGACUACAACACAAAUGUAUCAGUCUUGCCUACCUGCACCUCGGAGGACAAUCCACCGCGUCACAAGCCUUUCAAAGCAGGUGAGGUGAGUAGAAAUUCGAUUGCACUUCCAGUCUACUCGGUACAAUACAGCUGA
Molecule: messenger RNA, 1017 nt
Organism: Aspergillus saccharolyticus JOP 1030-1
Lineage: Eukaryota; Fungi; Ascomycota; Eurotiomycetes; Eurotiales; Aspergillaceae
Product: isopenicillin N synthase family dioxygenase
Exons: 5
Molecular function (GO): dioxygenase activity
Source: RefSeq, a predicted model, not a curated record